AUGACGGUGGUGGUAGUGACAGUGGUGGUGGUAGUGGCUAUGAUUGUUGUUUAUUAUAGAGAAUAUAUUAUUCUAUCAUGUGGCGGUGGCGGUGGAGGAGGCAGAAGAGUCGGUGGCGGCGGCGGCAUGGGCAGCAAAAGAGUCAGCGGCGGUAAUGGUGGUGGUAGUAGCAGCGGUAGCGAUUGCAGUGGCAGUGAAAGAGUCGGUGGCGGCAACGGUAGUGGCAGCGGUAGCAGUUGUGGCGAUUGCGGUGGUGGUGGAAGAGUUGGUGGCGGCAGUGGUGGCGGCGGCGGUAGCGGUAGCGGUGGCGGCAGCGAUGGCAGCGGCGGUAGCGGUAGCGGUGGCGGUUGCGGAUGGUUGUAA
Quercus robur (English oak) is the source of this 363-nucleotide messenger RNA. Its product is annotated as putative glycine-rich cell wall structural protein 1. The transcript is spliced from 2 exons. Lineage: Eukaryota; Viridiplantae; Streptophyta; Magnoliopsida; Fagales; Fagaceae. The record is from RefSeq and is a predicted model, not a curated record. Bases 1 to 363 code for a protein of 120 amino acids.